Molecule: messenger RNA, 1648 nt
Organism: Brachypodium distachyon (stiff brome)
Lineage: Eukaryota; Viridiplantae; Streptophyta; Magnoliopsida; Poales; Poaceae
Product: E3 ubiquitin-protein ligase PUB23
Exons: 1
Coding region: 84-1373 (429 amino acids)
Biological process (GO): protein ubiquitination
Molecular function (GO): ubiquitin protein ligase activity
Source: RefSeq, a predicted model, not a curated record
ACAACCUUCUUCGCCUUCUUCUCUAGCUGCCUUCGCUCGCAAUCGCUUGCUAGAUCCCUCAGCUAGCUCCUAAAAGUAAAGCAAUGGAGGAUUCGUCGGUGCAGGUGGAUGUGCCGCCCUACUUCCUGUGCCCGAUCUCGCUGGAGAUCAUGCGUGACCCCGUGACGCUGGCCACGGGCAUCACCUACGACCGCGGCAGCAUCGAGCGCUGGCUCUUCGACAAGGCCGCCGGGGGUCAAGGCCACGCCACGUGCCCGGUCACGCGGCAGAAGCUGGCCACGGCGGACGAGCUCGUAGAGGCCACGCCCAACCACACGCUCCGCCGCCUCAUCCAGGCCUGGUGCGCCAUGCACGCCGUGGAGCGCUUCCCCACCCCGCGCCCGCCCGUCGACGCCUGCCGCGUGGCCGCGCUCGUCGACGAGGGCCGGCACCAGGAGCUCGCGGCGCUCCGCGAGCUCAAGGCCAUCGCCGCCGAGAGCGACCGCAACAGGCGCCUCGUCGAGUCCACCCCCGGCGCCCUCGACUUCCUCGUCUCCGUCGUCAAGAACCAUGUCGGCGCCACCGCGUUGACGUCCAAUAAGUCAGCCCAGGAUUUAUUAGAACUGGAUUCCCCAAGGAGUUCGCCGGCGGAGGACGCGCUGGGCGUGAUCUACUCGCUGAAGCCGUCCAAGAAGAGCCUGGCGAGGAUCAUCGAGAGUAACAGCGAUUUCCUGGACACGACCCUGGUGUCCGUGCUGCGGCGCCCGAGCUACCAGUCCCGCACGUACGGCAUCCUGCUGCUGAAGUCGCUGGUGUCGGCAAUGGAGCCCGCGCAGCUGAUGGCGCUGAGGUCCGAGGCGUUGCUGGUGGAAGCCGUGCGCGUGGUGUCGGACCGGGUGUCCACCAAGGCCGUGAAGGCGGCGCUGCAGGUUCUGUGCCGCGUCUGCCCGUGGGGCCGGAACCGCGUCAAGGCCGUGGAAGCCGGGGCCGUGACGGCGCUGGUCGAGCUGCUUCUGGACGAGGGCUCGCGGCACCCGACAGAGCUGGCCGUGGCGGCCAUCGACCACCUCUGCGGGUGCGCGGAGGGGCGGUCGGAGCUGGUGGCGCACCCGGCGGGGCUGGCCGUCGUGGCCAAGAAGGCGAUGCGGGUGUCGCUGGCCGCAACGGAGAGCGCGGUGCGGGCGAUCCACGCCGUGGCCAGGCACUCGCCCACGGCGGCCGUGCUGCAGGAGAUGCUGGCAGUCGGGGUCGUCGCGAAGCUGCUGCUGGUGCUGCAGGUGGACGCCGGGGAACGGGCCAGGGCCAAGGCCAAGGAGCUGCUCAGGGCGCACGCUAGGGUUUGGAAGGACUCGCCGUGCUUGCAGGCGCACCUCAAGGCGUAUUACCCUUCCUGAUGAUUUGAUCAAGCCGUUCAUCGUGUCUGCUCAAAGGAGGAGAGCACAUUGCUCUACUUGCCCCUUUAAUUAACUUCUCAUUUUAAUUAAGUAGAUUAGUGUUUGGUCACCACGCAUUCACAAUCGAUGAUUGCUUGUAAUUUGAACAUACAAAUUUAUGUUGUUCUAUCCUCCUUCAUUAGGGAGUACUUAUAUCUGUCUUUUCUGGAACUUAUUAUGUUCUCUCCGGCUGAUUGACCGAAAGAGACCAAAAUCAAGCAAGCAUAUUUCUUAAA